Colletotrichum lupini is the source of this 1674-nucleotide messenger RNA. RefSeq lists its product as uncharacterized. The transcript has 15 exons. NCBI's taxonomy places the organism in Eukaryota, Fungi, Ascomycota, Sordariomycetes, Glomerellales, Glomerellaceae. The record is from RefSeq and is a predicted model, not a curated record. The coding region runs from base 1 to 1674 and encodes 557 amino acids.
AUGUCAUCUCAUUUCUUCGCGAUGCUACGGCUGGGACCGAAGAGGCCCCGCAUCCAUGAAUGCUUUUUCAGCCCUACGGAUCCAAAGAGCAUCCGACGGGAGCUAAUUUCUGUUAAGCUCUUCAUCAUCUUCAUGCCCAGCAACCUCUACAGAUUUAACAUAGAUCUACACUACGGAUACUACGUGACAUGCCAAUUUCCCUGCCAGCCUUUGAAUCAGUCCCGCUUUAAGAUUUCUCAGACGCAGCCCGGGCCCCAGUACACCCAGGCAUCUAAGACUUCUGAUAGCUCUUGUCUGCAGAAUACCGUAUUGAGCAACCUUGCAUUUGUAAACAUGUGGUUAGUCAAGGCAGAAAAGGAGUACAACACCCUUCUUAACCUUCUUUCCAUGGUAAUGCCAACGUCGGCUCCGAUCAUUGACUACGGAAAUCGGUUUCCGAGGGCUGCGGAAAGCGCGCGGCGUGCUGAGCCAGCAAGCAAGCUUCCAGAGCCCUGUUACGUUAGUCGACAGGCAUUAGACAUAUCUUUCUCCGAAGUAAAAUACUCUCUGCCGCCGGAUUCCGGCGAGAUUGACCCCACUCUCGGCAUGUUGCCCGGCGGGGUUGAUCGCAAACACCACGUUGUUAUAGCAUCACCAUACAAGCUCCCAAGGGGAUCGAAGAUGUGCCCGUUGCUACUAGUAGAUGAGCCACCAACAUCUAUCGGCAGAUUGAUAUGGUUCGGCCAGGCCAUCUCUUUUACCAACUCAAGCUGCCAAUCAACAAUAAAAGACGUUGAAAAGGCAACAUCAAUUCUUCGCGAGCCGGCUGGCCUCAUCAACAAUGAACCACCCUCUGCCGAGGUCACCUCAGCAGCAGCGAUAGUCGCGAGCGUCAACCAGAUAAGGUAUCACAUGAUACCGCGUCUUAAAGCAAAACGGCCUACGGUCGCUCCAACGCCAAGGGGCAGAGGCUAUCUCCUGGCCAGUGGCCAGACACAGCCAAAGACAGCCGCCGGCUCGGCACCAAGCACCUCGCUGCCGUUGUUUUAUCCCCGGCGCCAUCGCACAAAAGACGUCCCCCCUCAUCCCCAAGAUGUACAUGUACCCGAUCUGGAGGCGCAUUCUUGUCUCUUGUACCGGAAGAGAGCAAUACGUGAUUCGAAGCACGCAAACGAUAGCCAAAACUCAACCUGUCACUCGUCCAUCCUGACUGUCUUAGACAGCCACCCCCACACUUUCUUUUCUCUCCCGUUUGCCCCUGAUUCCUCGUUCGCACGGCGAUGUCUCUUAUCAGCCCAGAAGCCCCCCAAAAAGCGCCAUGGCUGCCAGCCCGGUGAACCAUUCGACCACCCAAAGAAGAAAAUUAGACAAAAGGUUCCAGACAUGUCAGAUCCGCUAAGUGUAAAGCCGAGACAUGCUAAUGUCCCCGGACGCGGCGCAACGGAAUUCAUCACCGAGCGAAGAAUAGGAGACAUGUACCCGAGAAGCAGAAGGAAGAAGCGGCAAGGAGGCGAAAUCUCUUUUUUGCCCGCAAUGACUGCUGUGCGACGAGGCGUGCCGUGUAGCCUUGGUGGUACUGCCGCAGUGACACGGCGUCACGUCGAGCAGGACAAAACAAACGGUGAAGCAGAGCACUCUACCUGGAUGACGCCGCGAUACGUUAGCUGCGACUUGGACCAAGACAUAAGCAUAUGA